This is a messenger RNA of Symbiodinium sp. CCMP2456, 852 nucleotides long. The record is from the annotation of a GenBank genome assembly. Lineage: Eukaryota; Dinophyceae; Suessiales; Symbiodiniaceae.
AUGAUGCACAUGUUCUUGUACGUUCGCCAUGCUUUGCUUGUGUACAGUGAUGACACCGAGAAGUCGGUCGUGGACAUCACUUUUACCCUGGUCCCGCAGGACAAGUUGGACAAGCUUUCUUCGGGUAUUCGUGAUCUCAUUAGUCGUGAUCGCGUGGAUAAGCGCACUGCUUACAGCAUGGACCCUGGCCUACGGGAACUGCCAUUCCUUUGGGAUCCAAGCUUCUUUCUGUUCGCCAUGUUGACAUUAGGACUCGCCAGGAUCGCAAAGGUGCCCCUGGCCUCUCCUAUUGAGGCAGCAGCAGAUGCCAUGGCUUCUGGCGAUUGCUUUGCAAUUGGAGGAUAUGUUAACCUUCCAAGCGGCCACAACCUUUGGUUUUCUCAGAGCUGGGUCAUGUCAGAUUCCUCUUUCGCGGGAUUGGACUUGAGCAACGAUGCUCAGUCUUACAUUGCUUCUUGGGAGACGCUUGCCCAAAUUGCUUUGCUACACUGUGUCUCGGCUGCGGUUCCUUUCGGACGUCUUCGAGUCCGCAUCAAAUCCUGGAGUGAUAAUGCUGGAGCGGAGAGUAUCUCGAACAAGCUCUACACCAGGAAAUUUCCUUUAUGUAUCUUCGCUCAGCGCUUGGCACUUUUCAGCGCAUACUCAUCUAUGACUCUGGAUGUGUCGCAUAUUCCUGGUGAAUACAACGAUGAUGCAGACAUGCUUUCGCGGAUUACGGAUUUCUCUGCGCUUCCCAGCCGCUUUUCUUUGGAUCGGCGCCUGGUGCUGGAUCUUCAGCAACUUUGGUUUCGACGAAAGGCGAUUUCCUUGUCGCCUCCUGACUUUUCUCUGCCUUGGGAUCUGCCGACCAAU